Molecule: messenger RNA, 2127 nt
Organism: Liolophura sinensis
Lineage: Eukaryota; Metazoa; Mollusca; Polyplacophora; Chitonida; Chitonidae
Exons: 3
Coding region: 1-2127 (708 amino acids)
Source: RefSeq, a predicted model, not a curated record
AUGGCGAUAUUUGCCGAGGCUGUGCCUCAUGGUUAUGAAUCCAGCACCAUAUACUCACUGAGCGAGGUUCCCCUCCCCAAAACAAACCAACAUGCUGCUCUAUGCUUAUGUACAAACCUGUCCAAGGCCGAGGCUGUUCCUCAUGGUUAUGAAUCCAGCACCAUAUACUCACUGAGCGAGGUUCCCCUCCCCAACACACACCGACAUGCUGCUCUAUGCUUAUGUACAAACCUGUCCAAGGCCGAGGCUGUUCCUCAUGGUUAUGAAUCCAGCACCAUAUACUCACUGAGCGAGGUUCCCCUACCCAACACACACCGACAUGCUGCUCUACGAUUAUGUACAAACCUGUCCAAGGCUGAGACUGUGCCUCAUGGUUAUGAAUCCAGGACCAUAUACUCACUGAGCGAGGUUCCCCUCCCCAAAACACACCGACAUGCUGCUCUACGAUUAUGUACAAACCUGUCCAAGGCCGAGACUGUACCUCAUGGUUAUGAAUCCAGCACCAUAUACUCACUGAGUGAGGUUCCCCUCCCCAACACACACCGACAUGCUGCUCUACGAUUAUGUACAAACCUGUCCAAGGCUGAGACUGUGCCUCAUGGUUAUGAAUCCAGGACCAUAUACUCACUGAGCAAGGUUCCCCUCCCCAAAACACACAGACAUGCUGCUCUACGAUUAUGUACAAACCUGUCCAAGGCCGAGGCUGUGCCUCAUGGUUAUGAAUCCAGCACCAUAUACUCACUGAGCGAGGUUCCCCUCCCCAAAACACACCGACAUGCUGCUCUACGAUUAUGUACAAACCUGUCCAAGGCCGAGGCUGUGCCUCAUGGUUAUGAAUCCAGGACCAUAUACUCACUGAGCGAGGUUCCCCUCCCCAAAACACACCGACAUGCUGCUCUACGAUUAUGUACAAACCUGUCCAAGGCCGAGACUGUACCUCAUGGUUAUGAAUCCAGCACCAUAUACUCACUGAGUGAGGUUCCCCUCCCCAACACACACCGACAUGCUGCUCUACGAUUAUGUACAAACCUGUCCAAGGCUGAGACUGUGCCUCAUGGUUAUGAAUCCAGGACCAUAUACUCACUGAGCAAGGUUCCCCUCCCCAAAACACACAGACAUGCUGCUCUACGAUUAUGUACAAACCUGUCCAAGGCCGAGGCUGUGCCUCAUGGUUAUGAAUCCAGCACCAUAUACUCACUGAGCGAGGUUCCCCUCCCCAAAACACACCGACAUGCUGCUCUACGAUUAUGUACAAACCUGUCCAAGGCCGAGGCUGUGCCUCAUGGUUAUGAAUCCAGGACCAUAUACUCACUGAGCGAGGUUCCCCUCCCCCAAAACACACCAACAUGCUGCUCUAUGCUUAUGUACAAACCUGUCCAAGGCCGAGGCUGUGCCUCAUGGACCAUAUACUCACUGAGCGAGGUUCCCCUCCCCAAAACACACAGACAUGCUGCUCUACGAUUAUGUACAAACCUGUCCAAGGCUGAGACUGUGCCUCAUGGUUAUGAAUCCAGGACCAUACACUCACUGAGCGAGGUUCCCCUCCCCAAAACACACAGACAUGCUGCUCUACGAUUAUGUACAAACCUGUCCAAGGCCGAGACUGUGCCUCAUGGUUAUGAAUCCAGGACCAUAUACUCACUGAGCGAGGUUCCCCUCCCCAAAACACACAGACAUGCUGCUCUACGAUUAUGUACAAACCUGUCCAAGGCCGAGGCUGUGCCUCAUGGUUAUGAAUCCAGGACCAUAUACUCACUGAGCGAGGUUCCCCUCCCCAAAACACACAGACAUGCUGCUCUACGAUUAUGUACAAACCUGUCCAAGGCCGAGGCUGUUCCUCAUGGUUAUGAAUCCAGCACCAUAUACUCACUGAGCAAGGUUCCCCUCCCCAAAACACACCAACAUGCUCUACGAUUAUGUACAAACCUGUCCAAGGCUGAGACUGUGCCUCAUGGUUAUGAAUCCAGGACCAUACACUCACUGAGCGAGGUUCCCCUCCCCAAAACACACAGACAUGCUGCUCUACGAUUAUGUACAAACCUGUCCAAGGCCGAGGCUGUGCCUCAUGGUUAUGAAUCCAGGACCAUACACUCACUGAGCGAGGUUCCCCUCCCCCAAAACACAUAG